AUGCUGCUAUUGCUGUCGUUCUCGUGCAUGAUGGCGAUGCUGGUGUACCAGCGGUUCGCGGCGAUGCCCACGCGCAUCAGCAUCGUCAACCAGUACGAGCCGCUGCUGGGAGUGCCUUACCCCUCCAUCACCAUCUGCUCGCCCAACCAGAUCACAAUCAGCGCCCAGUUCCCGCGCUGCCGGGGGCUGUUCUACCCCGUCCUCACCGAGCACGGCCUAUGCUGCACCUUUAACAACAUGUACCAACUCGUCGACGGAAAGCGUAACGUGCACAGGAGCGAUUACGAGAAGCUCCUGGUGGAGCACUGGGGAUUCCCCAACGCCCUGAAGGUGGUGGCGGACUAUGAACCGGACGACGCGCUCGACCACACCAUCGCUAACGGCGGCAGCAUACGGCGGCACCUGCAGCACUUCGGUGCGUACCACAGCAGCGUGUGCGCAAAGGAGUGCUUCGCACGCCGCGUUUGGACCGCGUGCGGCUGCCUGCCCGCGUUCCUGCCGCACCUGCCGCCGGGCCGCGUCUGCACGCUGCCCGCGGUGCCCUGCUUCCUGCGCCUCAAGAAACAAAAUCACCCGACCAGUGCGGAGUGCGAGUGCCCGCGGAACUGCGAGUCGCGACGCUACUCCGCCGACAUGACGGUCGGCAACCUGCGCGCAAUAUCGCACGCCCUUGAUGACAUCUAG
Molecule: messenger RNA, 684 nt
Organism: Chilo suppressalis (striped riceborer)
Lineage: Eukaryota; Metazoa; Arthropoda; Insecta; Lepidoptera; Crambidae
Source: the annotation of a GenBank genome assembly